AUGUCUUUCUUUUUUCUUUCUUUUUUCUACAUUUAUUGUAUUUUUACUUACUCAAACCUUUUUUUAUUUCUUUCCUCCACUUUUUGGUUUAUUUCUUACGACACUUUUUUCUUCUUUCAUUUUCUUCUUUUUUCCUCUUCUUUUAUUUUAAUGUUAUUUUCCGACUCUUUUCCUUUUUCUUUCUUUCUCUUUUUGACUUAUUACGUACGACUUUUCUUUUUUUCCUCUUCUUUUAUUGUAUUCUCAUUUCUCGUUUCUUUUUUCUUUCUUCUUAUUUUCACUUAUUUCGUACGUCUUUUUUAUUCUUUCAUUUCCUUCCUUUUUUUCUCUUCUUUUAUUUUUUUUUUUUCUUCUUUCUUAUUUCUAUCUUUCUUUCUUUUCCUCUUCUUUUAUUGCAUUUUUAUUUAUCCGUUCACUUUCUUUUUUUCUUUCAUUUUUUGUUUGCUUUAUUUCGUAUACUUUCUCCUUCUUUCAAUUAUGUAUUUCCUUUUCCGUUUCCAAUUUUCUUUCCUUGUCCAACUCCUUAGUCUUUUUCCUUUUCUUUCUUUCUUUCUUUCUUUCUUUUUUCUUUCCUUUUCUUUCUUUCUUUCUUUCUUUUCUUUUCUUUUCUUUGCCUUCAUCUUCAAGUUUAUUUUCCCUUUCUGUUCUUUUUUUAUUCCUUUGCCUUUAUUGAGGGAUAUAGUAACGAUUUCGGUGUUUCUUCCUGCCAAUCUUUAUUCUCUUUCUCUUGUCCUUUUCACUCAAAUUUAUUUUUCUUUCAUUAUAUAUUUCUUUUCUCUCUCUUCUCUCUCUCUCCCUUCCCCCAUCUCUCUCUUCUCUCUCCAUCUUUUCAAUGACAUAGAUUUUCCUUUUUUAUUUUCUUCGUUCCAAAUUUUCAACCUUUUUAUCCAACAUUUCAGAAAGCCAUCUCGCAUCGACGGACUCUUUCCUUCCGCCUUUCCUUCCUCUCUUUCUCUUAUACUCACACAACGUUACUCGUUUAUAGAUCUUUCUUUCUUUACCUCAAGUUUCAUCUAUCGUUCAAUGUUCCCUUCCUUCUAUUGUUCACUCAAACGUCUUCUUUUAUUUAUAGUUCAUUAUUAUUUUUUAAAACUUCUUUAUUCAUCAAUAGUUCUCUCUUAA
This is a messenger RNA of Acanthosepion pharaonis, 1122 nucleotides long. The record is from the annotation of a GenBank genome assembly. Lineage: Eukaryota; Metazoa; Mollusca; Cephalopoda; Sepiida; Sepiidae.